UGGAGGAGGCAGUGGAGGGAGUGGGGGUGGGGGAGUGCCUCCCCCAACCAGCCAGGGUGGAGUUCCAUCAGACUAUUCACAUGGAAGCUCCAAAAAGAAGAAGAAAUUAGCUGAGAAAAUACUACCUCAGAAGGUUCGAGACCUUGUACCAGAAAGCCAGGCAUACAUGGACCUCCUAGCUUUCGAACGCAAGCUUGAUGCUACCAUCAUGAGGAAGAGACUCGAUAUUCAGGAAGCUUUGAAACGACCCAUGAAAGUCAAGAAAAAAUUGCGGAUUUUUAUAUCCAACACGUUUUACCCUGCACGGGCCGAGGGAGUUGAAGGUGACGAUGCGUCCGUUGCAUCAUGGGAACUGAGAGUGGAAGGUCGUCUUUUAGAUGACCAUAAGAACGAUCCCAGCAAACUGAAGCGUAAAUUCUCCUCAUUCUUUAAAUCUCUGGUGAUUGAAUUGGAUAAGGAGCUGUAUGGUCCUGACAACCACUUGGUCGAGUGGCAUCGAACAGCAACCACACAGGAAACUGAUGGAUUUCAGGUAAAACGACCUGGUGAUAAAAACGUCCGCUGCACCAUCCUACUGUUGUUGGAUUAUCAACCACAUCAAUUCAAGCUGGAUCCACGUCUGGCUCGCCUCUUGGGAGUGCACACGCAGACACGCCCUGUCAUUAUUACUGCUCUGUGGCAGUAUAUUAAAACCCACAAGUUGCAAGACAGUCACGAGAGAGAAUACAUCAACUGUGACAAGUACCUGGAGCAGAUCUUUGGUGUCCCUCGCAUGAAAUUUGCAGAAAUCCCUGGGAGACUGAACCAGUUGCUGUUUCCUCCAGAUCCCAUCAUUAUCAAUCAUACCAUAUCUGUCGAGGGGGCAGACCAGAAGAAGACAUCGUGUUAUGAUAUAGAUGUGGAAGUUGAUGAUAAUCUCAAGACCCAAAUGAACAAUUUCCUACUGAGUACCAACUCCCAGCAAGAUAUCCAGACGCUAGACACCAAGAUCCACGAGACAGUGGAAACUAUCAAUUCCCUCAAAACUAAUCGCGAGUUCUACCUCUCGUUUGCCAAGGAUCCACAGCAGUUCAUUCAGAAAUGGCUGAUAUCCCAGAAUCGUGACUUGAAAACCAUGACUGACGUUGUUGGUAAUCCAGAGGAAGAACGACGAGCGCAAUACUACUAUCAACCCUGGACUCACGAAGCUGUCAACCGCUACUUCUAUUCUAAGAUUCAGCAGAAACGAGCUGAACUGGAACAAGCUCUAGGGAUUAGAAACAACUAAAUAUUUUUACUUACCAUUUUGUCAGGAUUCUGUUACUAGAAAACUGAAGUGCUGUAUGAAAUUAUUAUCCAGUUGAAACACUGAUAUAAGUUUCGACUUGCUCUUGCAAUGAAACUAGAGCUGGUUUUCAGCUUUGUUUUUACAGGAUUAUUGAUAUAUCAUGAUUUCAUUAG
This is a messenger RNA of Cherax quadricarinatus, 1440 nucleotides long. NCBI's taxonomy places the organism in Eukaryota, Metazoa, Arthropoda, Malacostraca, Decapoda, Parastacidae. The record is from RefSeq and is a predicted model, not a curated record.